UUUUUAAUGUUUCCAUUUCGUUCGGUAUAAAUUGCACCAUUCAAAGCACGCUCUUACAUUGAUUUACAAAGGAUGAAACAAGUCCAAUAUUUGGCACAAAACAAUUCCAAAACUGUCUAGUUUUAUUUACACAUUGUGCAAGUUAAAAGCACUGUUGCAACACUAUUGGCUUUGCAUAAUCGCAUUAUAAAGUCCUCCAAAGGCGCACAUCUGCGCAGACGCGAGUCUGUCUGCCAGCAUUUGAAACCAAAACAGGAAGUCGUAAGUAUUGUGGGACGUGUAGUUCCGCUUGUAGGCCGCUGGUCUGGAUAACAGCACACGAAGGAACCAAACAAAACAAAAUUAGGGAAACUUCCAAGGGACUGCAGUUAUACUGGUGCAUCUUUUACACGAUUAUGCCCGGCUUCACGUGCUGCGUGCCCGGAUGCUACAACAACUCGCACCGGGACCGCGAUCUGCGAUUCUACACCUUUCCGAAGGAUCCCACUCAGCGAGAGGUAUGGCUGAAGAACAUUUCGCGGGCCGGUGUGAGCGGCUGCUUCAGCACUUUCCAGCCCACCACCGGACACCGGGUCUGCAGCGUCCACUUCCCCGGCGGCAGGAAAACCUACACCAUUCGCGUCCCGACGCUUUUCCCUCUGCGCGGGGUGAACGAGAGGAAGAGCAGGCGAGGAAGGAGCAGGAAGGUCUCCGAGGUCGUGCCCAUCAUCAGCAACGUUGUUUCCAACGCUAACGUUAACGAGUCAGCGCCAGUGGAGGAAGAGGGGGACUCCGAGAACACCACCGUGGUGCAGAUAGGUCAGAACGGCCAGUACAUCACCGCCGUAGACCUCACACCUUCAGGAGACGGCUCCUGCCUCGCAGCGGUGGUCUUGGGCUCAGGCGAAAACCUGUCCGGAGGCAGCGCACCGUGCCCCGUGGCCGAUCUCGCGCUGUGCGGGGUGGACCACUCGUACUCGCUAACCACCGGCACAACGCCCGCUGAGCUGCUGAGGAAGCUGAACGAGCAGCGGGACAUCAUCGCGCUGAUGGAGAUCAAAAUGAAGGAGAUGAAGAACACCAUCCGACAGCUGCGCGUCAACGAGGCACGGCUGCAGGAGGAGCUGCGGGAGCGGGACCGUCUGAUCUCCGCCAACACCAUCAUUAAGAGGAAGCUCUGACGAACGACGCAGAGAAACGACAGACUACAGACGCAAAGGACGGUCGGCGUUCGGUGCUUCUUUAAGAAAAGGCGACGACAAUUAAGCAUCAUCGUAGGUCUCAUUUCAACUUCCUCCAGGACUAAGAAGUAGUAGAUAGGCUUUGUGUGUGUGUGUGUGUUAGAGCGCAGAUCCACGAGUUCGUCUUGUGUGCUCGAGCUGUCAGGCACAGCGCUACACGGGGACUGAGAUGAGUUCAGCAGACUGGUCCU
Messenger RNA from Cyprinus carpio (common carp), 1411 nucleotides. RefSeq names its product THAP domain-containing protein 11. Gene Ontology annotation, cellular component: nucleoplasm. The record is from RefSeq and is a predicted model, not a curated record. Gene Ontology annotation, biological process: regulation of transcription by RNA polymerase II. Gene Ontology annotation, molecular function: RNA polymerase II cis-regulatory region sequence-specific DNA binding. NCBI's taxonomy places the organism in Eukaryota, Metazoa, Chordata, Actinopteri, Cypriniformes, Cyprinidae.